GUCUGACCACAAAUUUUAUCAUUAAUGUGAUCUAAAAUCUAGAAAAAUUAAAUUGAAUUUAGGGCAAUUUCGAAGAGAUCAACAAUGCCUACCGUUUCAACAGCUCGAAGCUCCGCUUACCUCACAGCUCUUACACAAGAGAUUGAAAAGAAGCUUCAGCGUGCAUUGACUUCGCCCUCGCAGAGGCGUAACUUACUGCAAGAGCUUUUCGCUGAUAUAGCUUUGGAAGUAGAUGAUCGAGCAAAAGAGAUAAUACUCGGCACCGAGGAUGCUAUUAUGGUUGCAGAGGAACGGGCUGAAGGACCGACAUGCUACUACUAUGUGCUUGCUGAUCAUUUUGUCCAUGUACCUCAGAAUGGAAAACCGAUCCUUGAUUUAAUCGUCCAACUGUGGAGCCAAUCUUUUGCGGCAAAUAUUUUUUCACUCCUUUUCCAUAAGUGGUUGUUUGAGGUUCAACUUGAAAAUUCUGAAGUCCUCCUCCGAUACUCAUCAGCUCUUGUUCAAGGAGCUACAAAUGUAUUCUGGAUUGACAUCCAAACAAACACAAGGCGUUUCCAGAGUCUUUUUAAGUAUCUGCUCGAGGAAGUUGCCCUUGUUCCUGACCGAUUAAAGAAGAUCCCUUUGCAGGCCCAAAGAGAUCUAUUUCUCUUCCUCUCAAGGUUCAUAUUUUUCUAUAAGCUAGGUGACAAACUAGGAAGUUUCUUAAGGCAAUUCCCUGAUUUCCCGAAUGCUUUCUUGAUUGGUGGUGCAGCAGAUAUAUUUGUCACUGAACUAGCUGAUCAGCUUCAAAAACUAAAAGUGGAGCCAGUGUUGUUGCAUUAUCUCUCCCAAUUGAAGGUCCUUCAAGGAUUAGAGUUGAGAAUGGCUACUAGUACAAGAUUGAAAACUUGCUUGUAUAGCUUCACGUCACCAGGUGCUCCCAUGUACCCAACAAGAGCUGUCCGCCAUGCAGCAUGGGAUGCAUUAGAUAUGCUAUAUCCUGUCGGACGAUACCCUCGGCAUAGUAUAAGUCUCUUUUUCCGUUUGCUGUAUCCUUGGUAUUGGCCUUCUUCAUUUUGGAACUUUAUAAAGUCAUGCAUUCUGGCCGUGCUCUAUUCUCUUUUGAGGUUAAUAUUUUGUAGUUUGUAGUUGGGAUAAAGUGAGGAGUAGACCAAAGGAGCAAUGAUGUCGCCCAAUGGUGUUCGACAUUUAAGCUUUGUGCAGAGUAAUGUUGUAUGUUUUUUAAGUCAAGAAGUUUGGUUCUUGAUGUAUCAAAGGUUUUUUUCCUGCAUGUAAUUAAGAUAUUGGGAAUUAUUGUUUUCGGAAGCAUGGUGGUGUAGAACGAUAUACAUGUAGAAUUGUUCUCAUUUCUACUGUAGCGGAUAUACUAGUUGUGUGCUUUUACUUUUCUUAGUUCAGGUUGUAGGUGAAAAAAAUGCCAGGA
Molecule: messenger RNA, 1423 nt
Organism: Solanum verrucosum
Lineage: Eukaryota; Viridiplantae; Streptophyta; Magnoliopsida; Solanales; Solanaceae
Exons: 11
Coding region: 85-1128 (347 amino acids)
Source: RefSeq, a predicted model, not a curated record